UAAUGUGAGAUGCCACGAAAUUGUGCCAUCUGAACCAUAUUAUACCGAAAGUGAGCAAGAACGGAUUUUCGUUCCCUCGAGGAUUUCCUAAUUCUGAAACACACAUAUGUGUUGACGGCGACGCAACAAGCGUUGCUUCUGCCGCGCGAAUAGAAGGGCAGAAAUAUAAAUUUGUUCGUCCGAUUGAAGAUCCGAUCUUUCUCGACUGUCGAGGAGUGCUGUAAGUAAAGGAAUGCUGACGCGAGUAACGAGGCAGCGUAUCCUUGGCGAAAGCCAAGCGUUCCGCAGAUCGAUGACGAAGAUGACAGUGCGCGACGCGUUGAAUACGGCCCUCGACGAGGAGCUGGCUCGGGACGAAAGGGUAUUCAUAAUAGGUGAGGAGGUCGCGGAAUUCGACGGCGCUUACAAGAUAACGCGCGGUCUCUGGAAGAAGUACGGCGACAAGCGGUUGAUCGACACGCCGAUCACGGAGGCUGGAUUCUGUGGUAUCGCCAUCGGCGCGGCGCUCCUAGGCCUAAGGCCGAUAUGCGAGUUUAUGACCUUCAAUUUCUCCAUGCAAGCCAUCGACCGUAUUAUCAAUGGCGCCGCGAAGAAUCUCUACAUGUCCGCCGGAAGAUUUCCCAUUCCCAUCCUAUUUCGCGGUCCGAACGGUAACGCCAAAGGUUUGGCCGCGCAGCAUUCUCAGUGCUUUGCCGCGUGGUUCAUGAGCGCGCCCGGCUUGAAGGUCGUGUCGCCGUCGACCUGCGAGGAUUACAGGGGCUGCUUGAAGGCGGCUGUGCGAGAUCCCGAUCCUGUCAUCAUGCUGGAGAGCGAGCUACUUUACAACAUUGAAUUUCCCGUAUCCGACCAAGCUAUGGACAAGGACUACCAGAUACCUAUUGGCAAGGCCAAGGUGGAGAAGCCUGGCAAGCACAUCACUCUAGUGACGCACGGCCAGGCGUACGUGUAUACGGUUCAAGCGGCCGAGCUGUUGGCUGGGCAAGGUAUCGAGGCGGAAGUUAUCAAUCUACGAUCGCUAAGACCCUUGGACUGGGAUACGGUAUUCAAGUCGAUCGGCAAAACGCACAGACUAAUGACCGUUGAACUGGGCUGGCCUAGAUGCGGAGUAGGAUCCGAGAUUGUCGCGACAGUCAUGGAGAAUCCAGUCUUUUUUCAGCUCGACGCACCUGCGGUCCGAUGCGCCGGCAUCGACGUCCCGAUGCCUUAUUCGGAGAAGAUCGAGUACGAAUGUACCCCGAAGGAGCAUCAUAUAGCCGACUACGCUAAACGCAUCUGCGGCACAAAAUUCUGACAAAAUUCUUAGCACGUAUCUCUAUAUGUUAUUUGUUGUAUAUUGUUUGUAUAAUAAACUUUCUCACUCACUGA
This is a messenger RNA of Temnothorax curvispinosus, 1365 nucleotides long. Its product is annotated as pyruvate dehydrogenase E1 component subunit beta, mitochondrial-like. The record is from RefSeq and is a predicted model, not a curated record. Gene Ontology annotation, biological process: pyruvate decarboxylation to acetyl-CoA. The transcript has a single exon. Gene Ontology annotation, molecular function: pyruvate dehydrogenase (acetyl-transferring) activity. Lineage: Eukaryota; Metazoa; Arthropoda; Insecta; Hymenoptera; Formicidae. The coding region runs from base 233 to 1291 and encodes 352 amino acids.